This is a messenger RNA of Amphiprion ocellaris (clown anemonefish), 2695 nucleotides long. It is a transcript of the gene rcvrna, whose product is annotated as recoverin a. The transcript is spliced from 3 exons. The coding region runs from base 123 to 734 and encodes 203 amino acids. NCBI's taxonomy places the organism in Eukaryota, Metazoa, Chordata, Actinopteri, Pomacentridae. The record is from RefSeq and is a predicted model, not a curated record. Gene Ontology annotation, molecular function: calcium ion binding.
UUCACCUGAACGGGCUUCAGUUUGAAGACGAGGCAGAGGAACGCAAACUGCAGAGGUUUAAGGCCCAAACGCAGGAGAAGACGAGGACGAAAAAGGGGAAAAGAUUCAAGUUUUUGUGGAGGAUGGGGAACACAAAGAGCAGUGCUUUGUCGAAGGAGCUCCUGGAAGAACUGAAGUCCAACACCAAAUACUCCGAGGCGGAGCUGUGCACCUGGUACCAGUCCUUCCUGAAGGAGUGUCCAGGUGGGAAGAUCAGCAAGCAGCAGUUUGAAGGCAUCUACGCCAGCUUCUUCCCCAACGCAGACCCCACUGCAUACGCAAGACAUGUUUUCAGGAGUUUUGACACCAAUGCCGACGGUACUUUGGACUUUAAGGAGUACAUCGUUGCUCUGCAUCUCACCUCUGGGGGAAAGACUCUGCAGAAGCUGGAGUGGGCUUUUGCCCUGUAUGAUGUGGAUGGGAAUGGAACCAUCAGCAAAAAUGAAAUCCAAGAGAUUGUUAGGUCAAUAUUCAACAUGAUUCCUGUCGAUGACCAGAAGAACCUCCCCGAGGAUGAAAACACACCGGAGAAGAGGGCUGAAAAGAUCUGGGAAUUUUUUGGGAAGAAGGAGAACGAUAAAAUCUCAGAAGGAGAAUUUAUUCAGGGUGUAAUGGACAACAAGGACAUCCUGCGCUUAAUACAAUAUGAUGAACCUCAGAAAAUCAAAGACAAGCUGAAAGAGAAGAAGCAAUAGUAUACAAGCUACAAAACAGGGCAGAAGAAGAAGCCAUCCUUAUGGGGUUUAAGACUGUUUUAUUUUCCUGUUUACAUUUUAACAUGCCCUGACUGCUUGUCCGCUUGAUUCACGUUGCUCUCUUUUAUAUUUUAUUUAUUAAUCUUUGGGCCGCUGUUUGGCUGCCGAACACGGUUUAAUUUUUGUCUUUGUAUCCAGAUUCUUGGUAAAUGAGUUUAUUAUACCAUAUACAUGAGAAAAAAUAAAUCUUAAUUAUUAUGGAGAUAAGACAUAAUCCUUUAUACUGGCUAAAUGCUAACUGGCCUACUAACAAAGGAGUAGUAUCUGACUGUCUGCUACUUUAAAUUGAAUAUUUAAAUGUCUUUAAGAUUUAUUUAUCAGACUUGGUCAUUAACUAAAACAAUGAGAAACAAGCACAUAUUUGGUUUAUUUAGAUUGUCACAGUGUAGUAUCUUCGCCCAGCUGUGAUUUAUGUUUAACAAACAUCAUUCUUCUGCUCUUUAAAAAAAAAACUCACAAUAACUACAUUAUUGGUCAGUAUUUGAUGCUUUGAUGUCUUACCUCUUAUCUGUGAAGACGUAUUUUCUGUGAAAACUGCAUGAAGAGGUACAAUUAAAUCAACCAGUCUGUCUACAUGCUAGUAGCCCUGCUAACUAGUUCUGCAGCCUGUGCAGCCUGACUCUAUUGGUUAACUUGGCCAUGAACUGCAUGGCUAAGCUAACUGUAAAUCGACAUCAAAAUUUUUUACAACUGUUGAGCUUGUUGGUGACUUUUUGAUGUCUUGCCUUACAGUAUUACACCUCUGGAUGUAUAUCAUUACUGAGGAAAGCAUCACAAAAGUUUAUUAAGAGUAAUAAAGCAGGGAUAUAAACAGUACUGCUGUGACUGCACCCCGGCUAGUUAAGGCGAACUAACAGGAGUCUUAGCUAAAGCUAACUCACCUACUGUUUCCUGUCUUAAGAGUUUGAAAUGUCAGUUGACGCCAGAAAAGUCAUUUGCAAUUGAGUUUGCUAUACUACAUAGAUACAAAACUCGUACUAUUAAAUCAUUAUGGGGUGAAACAGUAAGACGUAAAUAUUAAAUCGUAACGUAGCGAAACAGCAUGAAUGGCUAAACUCGUCCUGCUAAACGCUAACUAGCCUUGCUAGCAGAGUAGCAGUAACUGCAGUACGAGCAGCUUGGAUGAUUUCAUGGCCAUGCUAGCUUUAGUUUGCUAAUAUCAAAACGUUAGUAGUGCUAGAUAUUUUUGUGACUUUUUGAUGCGUAACCGAACAGUAUUUCACCUUUGAAUGUAUACUAUUUGGGAAAACAUCAUGAAAAGUUAACAAGAAUUUUAAAAAAUGGAGAUUAAAAACCAAACUGCAGUGUGUGGCUAGUGACGGCUAGCUAGCAAGAGCUUUAGGCAAAGCUAACUUACCUCGUGUUUCCGGUUUUGUGAAUCCUUGUUCAACUUUGAAGCUCCAACAUCUUAGCAAUUGAGUUUUUAUACCACAUAAACAACACAAUUUAAUAGCUGAAUCUUAUACUAUUAUGAAGAGUAAAAGUUGGACCAAAUAAACUAGCAGCCUAGCAGUAACUGCUGUCUCAAAGCCUGGAUGAUUUAACGGCUAAGCUAAGGGGUUUAGCAUUGUGCAUAAUGCUAACAUUUUGUCAACAUGGGCUUGUAAGAUAUUUUUAGAUGGGUUUGAUUCUCCACAUUUUAAGAAACAAAAAACACCAAAGUAGAAUUUAUUGCUUUAUACCAGUAUGUUAUACAAAAACAGUGGCAACCUCUUACCUUUAAAUCCUCACAAAGUCUGAUUUUGUGUCCAGUCCUUCAUUACUCAAUUUACUUUAGUCCAUGAGGGUCCAUAGAGAAGCUAAGGUGUUUUAUAUAAAAUUAGUCCAAGUUGUGAAUACUGUCAUGUUAAGUCUAUUGCUCUCUGUCCAUCAACUUUGUAAAAUAAAAGCCUAACUCUAUA